This is a messenger RNA of Spodoptera frugiperda (fall armyworm), 10575 nucleotides long. RefSeq names its product ETS homologous factor-like. The transcript has a single exon. Lineage: Eukaryota; Metazoa; Arthropoda; Insecta; Lepidoptera; Noctuidae. The record is from RefSeq and is a predicted model, not a curated record. The coding region runs from base 97 to 1029 and encodes 310 amino acids.
ACAGUGAGCCAGUUGCGUGGAUAUCAUAAGCCGCGCUCGUCGCCUACCGCUCAUUCCGCCGCGAGCUGCCGGCCACGCCGCACGUACGUCGCGACAAUGAUCGAUUACGCGCUCCCCCAUCAAAAUAUGCAUUACGAUCCGUACUACCCAUCUACUUCACCGGCGCCCGCGCGCCUUGACGACUUCCAAGUUUUCAAGAAAGGAACUGCUUCUCACAUCUACGGAAAUUAUUAUUCAGGCGCACCCUACGACUUGUACCCAGAGCCCGAGAUUGACAGCGCCAUGAACCUGUACCACAACCUGGUCAGCUGUCGCGACUACCCUCGCGGCAACCGGGACGACUGGAAGUUCAAAGUCGUGGACGCCUGGAACGAGGAUGACACCGUGUCCUGGAUGAUCGACACCGUCCAGUACUUGGGGCAUUGUGAAACCGAAAUACCCUUCUACAACUUCAGAGUUAAAGGAUUUGAGCUGAGAAAUAUGAAACGUGAGGAUGUGCUCCACAGGAUGCUCCACCCGAGCAUCGACCACAUAACUUCGAGACGGAUUGCUGAUAGUGUGUAUGAGAAGUUGCAGAACCGUCUCCACGAAGAACUAAUAAGCCAGCCCUCCAUAAUAAAAUACGCAGACGUCGACCCGUACCAUAGCCAAGAGUCCACCAACACGAUGCUUGACUUGGACUCCCAGGACCACAAGAACACACUGUACGCCUCCGACUACACCCCCAACGACAGUACUCUCCUGCAUCAAACUGACUCCAGCGAUGACACUGAGGACGUGUUCCGUUCCUCGGAGACUGCGUCCCCGGAGUGCUCGUACGGCAGUGAUGGAAGCAAAUCUGGAGACGAAGAUGACAAAAGGAAAAUAUUCAAGAGACCGCCCGGCAGGCCGAAGGGCAGUGGUCGAAGACCGAUGAAGCGUCCGAGGAGCGUGUCCGUGCCAGAGUUCCUGAGGAACUUGCUGCUGGAUUCCAAAUACUGUCCGUCAAUCAUCAAAUGGGAGGAUCACUCUCAGGGAAAGUUUAGGUAAGUUUCUUAACCAAUUUUAUAUUUUUGCACAUGAUGAGUUACUAGAAGUAAGUUGUCGUGACUUGGAAAUUUGUUUACUGUGGUCACAUCUCACUGUUUCGCUCAUACAUUAUUUAUCACGUACGAGGCACGUGGAGGCACCGGCUAACAAUAAAAUAUAUUACAGUUAAACUAUUGAAGCUGCAAUGUGCUCAGCCGAUGCUUAUUGAUCAUUAGUUUUAGUCUUACACGACACACAUGUAUGUGGCGAGGAACUGUCUUGGCAAGUUAAUGAUUGCAACGGUGUCAAGUAUAAUUGUGAACACUCUGUUAUCUGUCUUAUUGUAACGUGCGGCGGUAGAUGGAUGCAAGCUUGCCGCGUAACCUUAUCAUCCUUUUAAUUACCAUAAUGGUCAUUAAACUGGUGACCAGAGCUCCUUGAUUGUAAGGAGAUACAGCAAACAUGUAAUUACUCAUUGGCUUAACGGGCGAUCAGUGUUGGUUUGCAGCGAGUGAUCAAGGUGCGACAUAAUUUCACAUGCAGGGCCGUCUUGUUCUAUAUGCAGAUGAUCAUCAGCCAGCAUGUCGUUCAAUACGUUUUAAACGCACGUAACACUAAUCUUUGCAACAAUUUCUAUAUGCAUUGGUUAUGUCAUGAAAAUGUUAUAGGAAAUUAAAAACGGGCGGGUAGAUUCUGAUUUUAAUGAAAGUAAGACAAGUUAUAAAAACUUAAAAACAAUACAAUACUCUGGUAAAUAGAUAGAUUGACACCUGCGGUAGUUAAAAGUAAUCAAGAUGUAACACAAUUGAACAAUUAGGUAGAGGAAGGUCUGUUGCUACGUUGCGCUUGCCGAACUAUCUCUAAACAACUUUUGAAAAAUCUCCUUCAGUUGUGCAGUAAACAACACCGGUGCAAGGCUAACAUUGCAUUAUUUUUACCUUUUUCUAUAACACAAAAGAUAACUAGCGAUAGCCUUGCUUAUCUCCCUAGAGGUCAUGAUUAAGGAUUUAUGGACACGCGAUGGCUACCAUUUAAUCAGUAAUUAAUUAUAUUCUAAUUGGUCUAUAAAACGAUUGUUCUAAUAUUUUAGCAUUGUCAAUUACACGUGCUUGUUUUCGUUCUAUUUACUCGAUUCUUUCCUUGUCCUUCGUGAAAAGCGUUUUGUUUGAAUCAGGAAAGUUCGCGAGAUCCUAAUGUCAAGAUCAGCAGCUUUAAUAGGCGUUUAACGAGUGUUUUAUAGGGCCAGUCACCUCCACCGCUGCAUGCGCCGGGUCACAGGCAACACUUGUAGUAUUGUAACCAGUAUUCACCUAGAUCAGUAGCACAUUAAAUGCACGUGGCUUACUUGUAUGUGCAAUUAUUCAUAAGAUCUAUAUAACACGAUUGGUGUAAGGAUAAGUUGUAUUAGGCUCGCACAAUCCUUUUGUCUCAAGUUCGUUGGCUUUGAUACAGUGACUGGUCAUACCAUCGCCUCUGAGGAUCAUUGAAAUAAAUCAUCGGUUUAGCAAAUGUUCUCGAGUGCUUACAAUAACCCAUACCGUGGUUUUGUUUGUUGUUUUUAUCUGUCGCCUCAACCUUGCCGUGCCGGUUCGACGCUGGCCUCGCUCAAUGGUUCACAUGUACACGAUACACCUUAACUAACACAAAUUCAGUCUUAUUUGUAAAAUGUUUAAGUCUAAAUUAUGUUGGCGUGUCUUGUAAAACGUUUAACAGCUUUAUUUAUCAAUGUAUGGAUCUCGUUUUGUUCCAUUAUGGUGCUUAUUACGAUCAGCAUUGUUGUUAAUUUCGUUUGCAUCAUUUGCGAGUGCAAUUCGUUUUCAGUGGGAGUGUUUCGCUUUAGUGGUUAGAUAUAAUAUGGCAACAGUGCCAACUAUUGUAUAUAGAGAUAAAUAAUUUGCGGAUUAAUAUAUUAAUCAGAAAGCAAGUUUCAAUUAUAGCGUAAGAUGUGUAGAAGUUUUCUUUGAGCAUAGAAACAGUCCACAGUAUGAAGUACCAUCUUUACAACGAUCCCAAAGGUCACCACAGUAAUAUACACUAACACUAGUAUUAUCAUUAAGUACGACUGUGUGCAGUUUUUAUUGCUCGUCCGAGGUGGCCUGAAGAUCUCCCAACCGGUUUCUGUGUAGGUUUAACUAGAUUUAGGAUAGAACUAUAGUGGUACAAGCGGAGGCGAUUUACGGACGAUGUAAACAAAGCGAGGCGCGGCUUCAUUGUGAAUGGAGUUAUAAAUACUGUCACACGACUAGAUCUAAUAGAGCAGUACACAAGAAUGUUGUUGCACUACAUUUAUUGACAAGUAUAAACGGAAGCAAUUAUUGCUCGUAAUGUGGCGUAAUAAGGCAUAUAAUAACGUAUCAGCACCGCUGUCGCCGCCACAGCAUUCCCAGCCUUAGAAUUUAAUGCAAAUUCACUUAACAAUCAUUAAUGCUGACUUCAUGUUUACUAAUCAAAUAUUUAUAAUUAUAACUUUUAAUGAUUCGCAUAGAAUAGAUACUUAGAAAUAAAAAAGACCGAGCGUUAAGUAACAAUUUCCUAAACUUUAUAAUAGGUACCUACAAAUUGAUUACUUAAUUCAUGCUAAUAAUGUAUCAAUUGUAAAAUCUUACAUACAAUUACAUGCGACUGACCCAGAGUCAGGUCGAGUUGAUAAAUAAGUCAAAGAUCAACACACGUCUAGUACAAUAAAGAUAACAGCACUACUGGGGAAUUCCAAGUCACAAUUAUGCUAAACUGACCAUUCAUACUAAAUGAAAUGCAAUAACCGACUGCCAAAUUGGCAAUCUAAUAGUGGACUGAGUCAUAGGAGCGUAAUAAAUGUAAUAAAGCAAGCAAUCAACACAUUAGAUAUUUUAAAUUUGAUAUUUGAUACUUGUAGUUCUUCAUUGUCUGCAGAACGAAAGAGAAACACGAAUCAGUAUUAAUGUAAAAUCCUUAUUCCUUGUCUACCUACAUAAUGUAUUACUCCUACCAUCAGUAAUACAUGUUCUAUUAAAUUUGAUUGACAUAAUGCCCCACCGAGUCAAAUUAUUGAAAUUAGCUUUGGAUAUGCAAUAUGUACAGUAUUAUGAUAAAUUCAUCGAAAUAACGAACUAAAAACUACAUCGUUAAUUAAAACCAGUCACGAUGUUACAAUCACAGCGGAAUCAAUCAUAAUAUCAACACGUUAUGGUUUAACACUAAUGUUAUCAAAUUUAACAAAAAUUAUGAAUAAUGUAAUAUUACGUUACUAGUACUGCAGCUUGAACGCGUGUUACUAUUGUAACAAUACUGUGGCGAGCUCCUCCCUGCCUCUUUGUUUAUUGAUGUCUACAGAUUUAGUUUUUUGUUUGUGUUAUUGUAUUUUACGAGCGCGUGUUUUUGUCUCCCGUGUCGCGACCUCGCGGUUUUUUGGUCACAACUGGUUAAACGUUAACAAGCAAUCUUGCGUUAAACUUUACAGACGUGCAUCUGUAACGCUUGCAUUUCAUUCUACACCACAAACACCAUCUUCAUUAAUAGCACCUGUACCACCGUACUAGUUAUCGAGUAAACAAAACGCAUUGCAUUGAAUAUUAAACCUUAUUUCCAUUAAAUAAAUAUCUUUUCCCUAUCAAACAAUUUCAUCAGAUACGCCCUUUCAGCAGUAGAAAAAAAAUUUUACUCGUGCCGCUUUGAUAAGUAUCACAAAAAUGUACCCACUUAUAAUGGUACGGAUUCCGGGAACCCUGCUUUCCCACGCGUUUUCCUCGGCUUUUCUCAGAAUUUGCCUCCAAUAAUCAGAAAUACUGCGGAGGUACAUAGUAAAUUCGUUGACCCUUCAAGUACGUACGUUUUGGCGGAACGUGUAACGAUUUAAUUAUGUAAGUGGAUAGAUUACAAGAAAAGUUCCAAAGUUGUUCAGACGAUGCUGCAGACAGGCGGCGGGCGGCGCGAGCAGUCCGCGACUCGUUCUGUAAACUGUUAGUGUCGAGUUGAUCAACACGAGUGCAUCUCAGCAGUUGUCGAAAGUUGCGUGUUAUGAGGCGAGAGUAGAUGUAGUCGGCCGCGGUACAUGGCUGCCGCGAGGGUGGCCGGGCCGCAACUAGGGCGCCCCCCGCCUGCACCGUAGUACUAUUAUAGAUUUUUUCUUUUUCUUCCGGGGUUGCUACGCACCGCCAAGGCCGGUGCGAGCUUCCGGUUACUUUGCUGGGAUACACGUGGACCGUUCGCCUAUUUUUAUCGAUAAAAUACCCGAAGAAAAAUGUUUUGCUUACUUUUCUUAGGGUAGUUAUUAAUUUAGAGGUCUCACGGAUGUUGUAAUUGGAUACUGGGGAUUGAGAAUUAUUUUUGUGUUCGAUUCUGUUGGAAGAUUUCUCUUUGUUUGUUGACACGACACGGCGCUGAGCUCUUGUACACAAAGAUGACGAAUUAAUACAAUGGCAAAUGUUUAUACAGGUCAUUUAAAUGGCAAAACAUAAAGUAAAAUAAAAGCUUUAGAACACUAAAUGAGCAACAAAGCGUUGUGUAACGUUUCUACAAACUAAGUACAUACAGUUAGUCCACUAAUGACAUAUGCUAGUCUAACUUGAUCUCCGUGUCACUCUUGAGGUCAUUUAUACAACGAAAUAGUCUUCAAAUUAUGCAUGCAAUUUCAGUUCUUAUUUCUUAAACAACAAGUUUGGUUUUUGCAUGUGCUAAUAUAGUGUAGUCAUCUUAUUGAAGUUGACUAUAUGACGUCUAUUAUUUUUAUAUAAAAGAGUAAAAAUAAACCCCAAACAUUGGUGCUCAACAAUAAAGUUCCGAGAAACAAAACAACGCAGAUUACGCGAGAAAAAACCGAAGCAAUUGCAUGCUGUCGACAAAGAGUGGCGUAUUUACGCAGCAGCCCUGACCGUUGCCAUGGCGACGUUCCCGGGAAGCCUACAGUCACGUGUCGCGGGAACUUGUUUCCGCUUUUCGCGUUUUUCUUUUUCUCUCGUUCCACGCGCAUUUUUUCUCCCGCCCCGCACUCUCCCACUCUCGGGGGAGGUUUACUCGUGCAGCCACCCAGCCUCCCUCGCUCCCCGACAGCUCGUGUACGCGACUUAAUUGCGUCUGUGAGUGUGGUCCAGAGAAAUUAGAGCGCGUGUACCGACGUCACAGAGAACACCGACAUUAUAUUUUUUUAUUCCUAUUUACUUUAUCAUCAUUAUGAUAAAUUCUCAGCAAAGUCUUGUUGCGAUCUCAGAUAUAAUUUUAAUGAGCAUUAUACAUUACGUUUUCAUCAGUUUAGAACAAAUUACUAAGUUUUCUGCGUUAUCUAGAUUUGUAGGUACUUUUCUGAUAAAUUAUAGCGUGGAUAUUAUUUUUUAAUUUCAAUUAACACGUGAACUUCUGAAUAUUGGUAGUUAUUAACAGUUGGGGAUAAAAUAAAGUAUUUUUUGUCGAAAGAUAUCCACUCGUUAUCAGGUCCAGUUAACGAACAAAAGAAACAUUACAUAUCAGUAAAAAGGGAAUACUUUUUAUAAUUAAAUCAUUAAUACCAAAUUUGGCGUUUACUGAUAACGCCCUUUAAUUACGGACUUUAUUGUUUCUACUGAACUUUUAUCAAGGAGUACAAAUAAAUUAGUUUUUUCACAAUAAAAAACCAUAACGAGAGGUCGUAAAGGCUGCGACCCAUAUGUGUGAAGAUAAGCCCUAAUCUUUUGACCUUGUUACAAAAAAAAAAAAACUAAGCACUGUUUACACAUCGCUGUUGUAGCCAAUUAGUACAAUAUUAUUAUAUUUACACCACUAAUUAAUAUUGUAUAGGUAUCACAUUGACGUAAUGCUCCAAUAUAUAUAUUAAUAUUCUCAUGAAAACAACUAUAAAUAUGAUAAAUUGUAACUUUAAAUAAUACGGGCAAUUAGCAACGCUGUGUUGUUGUUUCAGCGCGAAUAUCUGUUAAAAGCUAUAUUAGUACCAAUGCUGGUCAUUAAAUUUAAAUACGAAUGACAUAACGGGAUAAACUGAUAUAUUUUUAGUAUAAAAUUGUUAUAUUUUCAUAUUAUGAAAAAUUUUCCUUAGAUAAUUAUUUAAAUAGCAUUUCUGAAAAACCUACCAUCACAUCACAUAUGGGUAAAAAUAAAUUGACCACAUUAUAAAAACAACAAUGUUGCAUAGCGCUCUCUGUACGAUUCAUUACUCUGUGCCCGGUUUGCACCAAAUUCCCUGUAACAUUUCUUUUUCGUGAAAAUCUAUUUAUAACUAGGGCAGCCUCGUGCUGCCUACUCCCACCAUUAUGUACCUUAACCGUAUAUACGUAGAGCGUCAUUUCGCGUGUACCAGCCUCUGGUGCGUAUAUAUAUGUAUUUUUUCUCAUAGUGGCUCUAUUAUAUUGAUUAGUAAGGCCCCCUUCUUCCGGGGAGGACAGUGUCUUGUGCAGGAUUUUUUUCUCUGGCUAUGUCUUUGUUUUUACGCUACUGUUUUGCUAGUAAAUGAGUAUUUACUUGAGCUCAAGUAGAAAGGGUUGUGUUGUUCCUUUUAACAUAAUUAGUAGAGGGCGUCUUAGAUAGCUGCCGGGCCUUAAAGGAUGAAAAAAUGCUGGGAAAGUACGAGUACCUAUAGAUACUUGUGUCUAACUAAAUUGUUGUGAGAGUGAGCAGGAACGUAAUAUAAGCAAAUGGUUUUUUAACGAUAUCAAAGUGAAAGUAGUUUGAUAUGUUUUGUUAGGAGAUGAAUUCACUUUGGAAUAUCAACCCAUUACUACAAAACAAUAGUAUACUAAUUCAUCCUCCAGACUUAUUAUUUUUCUCUUAGACAAUUCUAUUUAUUUAGCCAAAAUACAUUUCUAUCCAAAGAUUUGCGCAACAAACUAGGAGUGAAAGUUAAUCCGACUCUGUGGUCACUUCAGUAGCAGUAACGAGCAGAAACAUUGUGCAGAAUGUACGGUGAGAUAAUAUUUGAAAAGUAAAGUCGUUGCCAAGACUCCACCGUUGUACCGUGACACACACAAUUACACAGUCGAAUCUGUGAUUACAUACUUACUUAUGUACAUAGGCAUGAGAAACGAUCGUCACCUCACAGUCUGCUAUGAACAAAAUGUAAACACGGAAACUAAAUAUUAACAUAACCUAUAGUUAUUAAAAAUUCGCGUUGAAAUGAUAAGGUCAUUAUAUAUGUUUAAUUAUUAUAUAAAAACUGAUACACUCUCCCCUACGACUUCUUAAAACGUACCUACUCGUAGAUACAAGUAUUUUGCACGUCGGGAUUCCCCAGCGGCCGAUUUACCCACACAGCCACACCGCACGCACACAGCGACACCUGCGUUACGUGCUACGUAAACGCGCUGUGACGUGUGCCACCGACACUUAUGUAAAUCAACUUCAUUAAUAAUGACUAGUUUUUGUAACGGGAUUAUGAACUACGUCACAUCAAUUUAAUAUGUUGAUUAUCAAAAAUUAUCAAGUAAUAAGGAAAAUUGAUUGAGAAAAAUUUUGCAUCUGAAAAUAUGAAUAUUGAUUAAAUUUGUGGCGUGUGAGAAUCCAGUGGCAUUAUGCAGUCACAUGCAUAUGUAUGACAUAGAAUAAUGUAUUAUGCAGUUUAUUUAAUAAAGUUACCGAGAAACUAACAAUGUAUAAAAACAAAGGCACGCGGUCUUUGAAAAGUUAUUUACUAUUGAUAUAAAUAAGGAUAAUAUUGUCAAUAGAUACACGUGGACGAAAUGAUCUUAAUCCGAUGUUAUCGCGGCAGAGUUUAGACAUUUUCCUUACGAACAGCUACACCGUGUAGCGUCGCCGUGGAGUCGUCAAUCGGUAUCUACAUUUUGCGUUUGAUUUUUUAUAUCUUUUUUCUGUUGAGUCGAGCGUAACGUAACAGUCUUCCUGGCAUGUCGAGUCGUGGUUCAUUGCUUUUUACGAUGCAAUUUUGUAACGGCAACAUGGUGGAAAAUGUUCCAUUUUACCUGAAAGACGUUUUUCAUGAUUGACCCGCGACGUACGAAGCGAUCGCAGGCGCGUGCGCCGAUCUGAACGAACGUAAGGUGACGUCCACACUCAUGUUUAUUUCAAUAUUUUCGCGGGUCAAUGUGACCGCUAACUGCUAUUUACUAUUAUUUAAUAAAAAAUCGAGGCGUGUUUAUUCUCCGAUCAUUGAUUACAUCACCUAAUAGUCCCGGCACUACGCGGCCUUAUCUUUGUCAAUAAUGUGAAUCACGCGCAACUACAUGAUUAGCGCUUCUACGUGUUACUGUUUUUUAGGAGCAAAAUAAGUAGCAAAUUAGAGAACAAAAACAGGUUUAUUUAUUCAAAACUCGUUCUCAGAAAUGAAUCAAAACAAUAUCUACUUUGAGCACACGUUUAUGUGAUAAAUGACAUAGUAAACAAUCCUGGCAACGGGCAGGUAGGCGUUGUGUACGGGGACGAGUGUACGACGGCACUGUCCACCGAUACGUUGCACUGUGUGUGCAGUGAGCACAAUAUUUGCAGAACUCAGGUAUUUCUGAUUAAUACAACCGCAAGCAAACACCGAAGUACCACAACCCUCGCUAGUAAACCCUGAAAGUGUGAAUGUAACACGUUAUGACGCUACUUUAUUGCAAAAAUACGGGUCACGAUGUAAAUACCGUUCACUGAAGCAAUUAAAGCGCAGUCCGCCGCGCCCGCGCGCGCCCGCGCUAGAGCGAGACAGCUUGAGGAAAACGUGAAAUAAAAUAGUAAACACAAAGAUAUCGGUAUCAUCGCUAUCAGAACACUUUGGUAUCGAAAGAUCGCAGAUUAUACGAUCGACGUCACUUAAAUUUUCGACCCGAUCCAACAAUAUGACAAAUUAUUUUGUGACCCUAAUUUCUCAUCACUUAUCAGCGAACACGUAAUGAAUGUAAUCAGACCUUUAGGUUAAGUUGUGACAUAAUGUUAUCAGUAAUUACAAACUAAACUAUUAAACUAAACUUGCUUUGUUUUGUAGUAUCCGAGUUUUGUGAAAACAGAGCGAUGGAUGAUGACGCAAACUGGAUUCAAGGUGUUUGUAAAAAAUGGCAGCACGUGAGCCGCGCCCGCGCUGUUCGAAUUUUAAACAGUUGAAAAUGGAACCACAAUCAGUCAAUAUGAAUAAAAUGCAUUGUUAUUAUGCCAGUGAUAGUUUACUGAUAUUAGAGACUGGAGUAUUUGUUACUUUGUGUGUGGAACAUGUGAUCCUACGUACCUCGGUCCGACUAAUUUACAUUUUCUCGGAAGUCCUAACGUCUGGUUUAAAGCAUCCGUUUCGUUCCACUAUUGUAUUCGAUUAUGUUAAUUAAUAUGCUAAUAUUGCAAUUCGUGACACGAUUUAUUUGGUUCCAAAAAUUUUGGCGUCUCCAUCGCUUUACUGUAUUUCUGAGAAGUUUAGACGUAAAAUAGUUUAUCUUCCGGAUCUUAGAGCAUAGCAACACAAUGUUCAAGCUUCAAUAGACCGUAAGCACAUGAGAACUAUCUUUGAAAUAUGGUUUAAAGUACUUUCCCUCGAAAUAGCGAACUGUUCGUGACUGUAGCCGACACAUCACACCACAACAUGUUUUAGUUGCCAUGUCAUUACUGUCUGAUUGAAAGAACUACUAUUAUUGUUAACACAGCUCUCAUUUUUUGCAAAUAUCAAUCUAUAAUGUGAAAUAAGAA